UCGAUUGCCCUAACACGCUCCUCAGCUCUACCGUGUGAAGACCACUCAGCCAAACUUCAUUGAACAAUCUCCCGCUUUAAGGAUUGCUCUUUUGUCGUUUACUAUACACAUUUGAUGGAACAUAAAAUAUAGGAGUAGUGCCGGCUCCUCGGAAUGGACCCGGUGCACAAAGCUCUGCUGCAGACGCACCGGCUGGAGCUGUCCGGGCAGCUGCUGGUCAGCGACACUAUCGUUCCGUUUCUGUACCAGGAGAACAUCUUCACGGACGCUCAGGUGGAGGACAUCGAGGCUCAGCCGACCAACAGGCAGAAAAGUCUGAAGCUGCUGGAGCUGCUGCCGGGCCGCGGGCCCCGGGCCUUCGACUGCUUCCUGCGGUCUCUGGAGGAGUUCGGCUGGGUCCGAGACAAGCUGCUGCUGGAGCUCCGGACACCGCCCGGAACCGGACCAACAGACGUCCGGCCGCUUCCCGACUCGGUCCUUCAGAAGCUUCCUUCGGACCGGGAGUUAUCGCGGCUGGCGGCACGGCUCGGCUCUGCGUGGGAGUCGGUGCUGUUGGAUCUGGGUCUGUCCGCGGAGGACUUGUUCCGGUGCCGGUCCGAUCACCUGCUCUGCGCUCACGGAGCCGCUCUGGCCGCUCUGGUGCAGUGGAGGCGACGUGAGGGCAAGAGCGCCACGGUGCAGAGACUUCUGCACAGCCUGCAGGCCGCCGACGUACAUCCCUCCGUCCUGCAGGACGUCCUGCUGUGACACUUCAUCAGCUUCACAAGACUUUAACUGGACGGAUCCAUACGUUUCAAACCUUUACACAUGAAAGCCAAGAAGUUUCAGUCUCUUUAUGGCCUUUCAAAAUAAAAGUCCUGCAGCUCUGUGGAAACGGCACAAUCACGACUGGAGGUAGAGAGAACUCAGAAAUAUGUUUUGUGCAGUAAAACACAAAUAAAAGAAAAAACAAGUUUAAUUUAUUUUAUCAUUUAAUUUACAACAUUUUUUAUAAAAUUGAAUCUUGAAAUGUUUAAAUAAAAUGUUUUUACAGGAUCAGGUUCAAGCUUUGUUUAAAUGACAUGUAGAUUAAAGUGAUUUUGAUAAAUAAUUUCCCUGAUGGAAGUGUUUGUCACUUUCACCAAGUUUCAAAAUAAAAGUCUGAGUUUUUAAAACCAGAAUCUCGAGAUAAAAGUUUAGUUGUGAGAUAUUUCUGUAAAACAUCACAGACUGUUUCUUUAAACGCUCCUGAAAACAUGAAUAAAUAAAUGUGGAUCUGACUUUUAUUUUAUAACUAAACCUGCUGUUAUUAAAGAGUUUUAUUCAAAUCACGUUUAAGUUCAAGACAUUUAUACAACUUCACUUUACAUUUCCUUCUGAUCAAACUUCAGACUUCACUGGAGCUCUUACACUUUUUCCUGGAAGUCGAGCAAUUACUUUUUUAUCAGAAACACACACACACACACACACACACACACCCCUCUCUGUUCUGUAUUAAUUCCUCAACAGCUUUCUGUUGGUUUUCAGGGUUUUAAGGUGGACUGAAGAGAUAAGAACUAAACUGUUUUUAUGUUUCUGUUUAAAAAUCAUGAAAUUAGAAGUUUAAGUCUUAUUUUCUUUGAACUGUUUUUAAAGUGUUUCACUUUUCAACCCUUAAAGAUCCGAAAAUAAAAGUCAUGAAUCUGAGAUUAAAGCAACAUUUUAGCGCCUCAUGCAUUCGUUAUAAUUUCAUUACUUACACAAACUAACGAGGUGACGACUUCGUGAACACAGGAAAACACUUUCUCUUAUGAUCCAGUUUCA
Molecule: messenger RNA, 1782 nt
Organism: Cottoperca gobio
Lineage: Eukaryota; Metazoa; Chordata; Actinopteri; Perciformes; Bovichtidae
Gene: cradd
Product: CARD and death domain containing adaptor protein
Exons: 3
Coding region: 154-747 (197 amino acids)
Biological process (GO): signal transduction; regulation of apoptotic process
Molecular function (GO): protease binding; death domain binding
Source: RefSeq, a predicted model, not a curated record